AGGGAGAAUUAAUUGGCGGAGUGAGAGUGGCGGGAGCCAAUAGAAAUCGUCAGGCGGCGUUUGUUUAUAAACAGAGUGGUGGGGACUGGCCUGGGACUGGGACUGGCAGCUGACUGAGGGAGCGAGGGAGUCUGAGGCUGAGUGGAGGGCGAGGCGGCGUUGCAAUGGAGGAGGAGCAUCUUACCAAAUUUGAUCUCGGGGACCUGGAGCAGCAUCUUGUGGAGACCGAUGACUUCACGAUAUUCAACCAGGAUGACCUGCCCAUGGGCGGCUUCCAGGUCAUGGAGGACAUCAGGAGGAAGGGGAAGCUGUGUGACGUGACCCUCAAGGUUGAAGACCAAUGUUUUACAGCACACAGAAUUGUGCUGGCAGCCGUCAUCCCAUACUUCAAUGCAAUGUUUACUCAUGACAUGGCUGAGAGUAAACAAAUGGAAAUCACUAUGCAAGGAAUAGAACCCAGUGCAUUGGAGUCACUGAUCAACUUUGCAUAUUCUGGGAAGGUGAAGAUUGACAGCAGCAAUGUGCAGAGCCUCUUGGUUGGUGCAUCCUUCCUGCAGCUGGCAAAGGUUCGGGAGGCCUGUGCUGACUUCCUCAAACACAGGCUAUACCCAAACAAUGUGCUGGGUAUUCGUGCCUUCGCUGACACCCUGGCCUGCUGGUCGCUGGUUGAGGCCUGCAACCGCUACCUUCAGAAACACUUUGUGGACGUCUCCAUGUCUGAGGAGUUCUUGAAUCUUCCACUGCCAGAAGUGCGUGACAUCAUCUCCCGUGACGAACUCAAUGUGCAGAGUGAGGAGAAUGUAUUUGAGGCAAUUAUGUCAUGGACCAAACGUGACCUGGACCAGCGAUCAGACAGCCUCCCAGAGUUGCUCACCAAAGUGCGUAUGCCCUUGCUCACCCCUCAGUACCUCACAGACAGAGUUGGCACUGAGAAUCUGAUCAGAUCAUCCCAUGAGUGCAGAGAUCUGCUGGACGAGGCAAAGGACUACCACCUGAUGCCAGAACGACGGCCACUCUUACAGAGCUUCCGGACACGGCCACGCUGUUGCAAUGACAUUGUGGGCCUCAUCUAUGCUGUGGGUGGCCUCACUAAGUCAGGUGAUUCUCUGAGUACAGUGGAAGUAUAUGAUCCCAUAGUGGGCAGGUGGCAGAUGGCUGAGAGCAUGUCCAUGCUGCGCUCUCGGGUUGGGGUUGUGGUGAUGAAGAAAAAGCUAUAUGCCAUUGGGGGGUAUGAUGGCAUAGACAGACUAGCCACUGUGGAAGUCUUUGAUCCAGCCAGCAAAUGUUGGAGCAAAGUCUGUCCCAUGAACUGUAAAAGAAGUGCAGUGGGAGCUGCAGUGCUGAAUGACCAGCUGUACGUGUGUGGUGGCUAUGAUGGGGUGGCCUCCCUCAAUACAGUGGAAUGUUACCAUAGUGACACCAAUAAGUGGAUGAUGGUGGCCUCCAUGACCAAACAUCGCAGUGCUGCUGGUGUUGUUGCCUUCGAUGGACAUGUUUAUGCCAUUGGUGGACAUGAUGGACUCUCUAUAUUUGACUCGGUGGAGCGUUACGAUCCCACUACAGGGCAGUGGACCCCCGUCACUCCAAUGCUGAGCAAACGGUGUCGCUUGGGAGCAGCCACACUCAAUGGAAAGCUGUAUGUGUGUGGUGGCUAUGAUGGCUCCACCUUCCUCAGGACAGUGGAAGUGUAUGAUCCCAUCACUAGCAAGUGGUCCUUCAUUGCGGCAAUGAAUGUAACACGGAGUCGAGUGGCUUUGGUGGCCAACAUGGGUCGCCUCUAUGCCAUUGGUGGGUACGAUGGAGUCUCCAACCUAUCAACAGUAGAGGUGUAUAACCCAGAGCUGGAUCAGUGGGAGUUCAUCACCUCCAUGUGUGCCCAUGAAGGUGGUGUUGGGGUGGGGGUCAUCCCCCUCCCCUGAACAAUGAUCUGAGCCAAGGUGGGACUACUAGGUCACAACACUUCAAGGGCAGCUUUACUUAUUCCAGUAUAUACUUUUGGUGUCAUAAUAACUUCUCAAAACUUGUAUAUAGGUAUACUAAGUUUUCAAGGUCAUAUACGCCAGUGUGCUGUUGUGCAUUCUGAAUCCUUAGUGCCACAGAGUGACGGGAUCAAAGCUCUAAAGCUUUCACAUGCAUAGUAUGCAGAUCAGCUGCUGGUGUGUUCUUUCAGCAAUAAUCAUUGCUGGCUUCAACUGAGAUAGCAGGGGCACAACACUACAGAUAGAUUUUUCUAUCAAAAAAACUUUCUGCAUACCAAGUAGAUGUAGUGAGGUAUGUUAUGCAGAAGUAAGCUCUCAAAAUAGUUUUUAUUUCUUAUUGUAAGGAAAUGACAGCUCAUAUUUUCUGUCUUCUGACUGACUGACAUUACCUAUUUUUUUAAACUACAACCUUUUAUCAUCUCUCCAUGUACAUGUGCAUUAUUCAGUUCCCACAUUUUAUGUUGAGUUGAGUUAAGAGAUUCACCAGUCACACACAAAAUUAGCAGGCCAGAACUGUUGUUCAUUUGUGGAGUGGGUGCACCUAUAGCUCUCGUUAUAUGCGGACUUCCAGUUACGUAGAUUCACAUUUAUGUGACACCCUUAAAUGUAACAGGUGUUCUCACUAUGUGAGAAAAUUUCACAUUUAUGUGGACUACUUGACUGGGUUUCACAGCAGUGGGGGGGGGAGUAGGUGUCUGUGAUGUAAGUUGGUGAGCAACUUGUUACUGAAACAUUAGAGUUUACAUUGUGUUUUUGCCUUACCUUUCCUACAACUAUGGCUUGUAAGCGUCCUGGGCCUAGUUCAAGUGCUAAACCUGCUAUGAAGCAUGAGAGGACUGCUAUAAUGUUGGAAACCAAGUUAGUAAGGGAUGCAGUGCCACAGGCUGCUCCUACAAUCUUGGUGACAAGAUUGUUCUGCUGUGAUUCAUUCCUAUAAUCUGUUUUCUAGGGUUGCCACCAAGAUUCACAACCCAAUAGGGGAGAAGGUGGAGAUGAAGUUGAUUCUGUACAUUAACUAUGAAAAUAAGAAGAGUCAUGUCAAAACUGCAGCUGGCUUUGAAAAUUUAUAAUCAUUUGUGUUGUGAGGAAGGUGUUGAUGCCUCUGCUGAAAUAUUUAGUGCUAAUAUCAUGUCUUUCCAUAUACUAUUGUAAUAUAGCAUUACCGGUGUGUUGUAAUGUUGCUUUAGUGCAUUGUUAUGCAGAAAAAACAUUAGAUUAACAUUUUGGAGUCAAAAUUAAGCCAUGGAACCCUUUAUAAUUAAUGUAAAGAUAGAUUAACUCUAUGUGGCUUCUCUCUAUGUUAUGAUUUUGUGGAACAUAACAUCCCACUUAUAACGAGAACUAGGUGUACAUGGAGCUUAUCAGCUUACCACUUGAAACAUUCAGUUGUUCACUGUGCUUAGAUGAAUUAAUAAAAAAUCUUUAUAUAUAUAUAUAUAUAUAUAUAUAUAUAUAUAUAUAUAUAUAUAUAUAUAUAUAUAUAUAUAUAUAUAUAUAUAUAUAUAUAUAUAUAUAUAUAUAUACUGAGAUAUGUUGAUUUCAUGGGUUUCAGUUGCAUAUUUUAUUUUUCUUAGCACAUCAUUUUGAUGAGUUACCAUCAUGAUAUACACAAUACUUGAGGUAAAUUCCUCCUUUACAUUUUUCAGUUAUUCACUUAUUUUUCAUUUUUUAUUUUUUAUUUAUUUAUUUAUUUAUUUUACUUUUUUAUUUAUUUAUUAUUAUUUUUUUUUUUUUUUACUAAGAUUUGGCUGAAUAAUUCAAAUAUUUAUCCAAGGCUACCAAAAUGACCCCAUCCAUUCUCAGGCACAUUUCUUCAUAUUGCAGGGCACAUCACACACACACACACACACACACACACACACACACACACACACACACACACACAGCAAUACCGUUACUCAGUGCAUAUGUUCACAAGUACCUGAAGAGAAAUUUCAUCCAGAUUUUCAUGUAUUAGUAUAUAACUUCUCCCAUAUUUACAUUCAUAUGCAUAUAAAUUUGACACUCACAAACAGAUAAACAACCAAAGUGAGUGUAUUUUGUGUUUUAAAACACAUUAAUUGUCCUUUGUAAUAAUUAUCAUUACUAGUGACAGACUGUUGCUGCUCCUGGAACAUUUUGCUUGCACAGUCAGCCCUAUUGAUUCUCACUUUUCUAGAAAAAAAGUCAGUCAUUUAGUUGAUAUCAUGUAUUAUUUUAUGGAACUUUUACUAUAUUAGCAGAUUUUGUAUAAGUGUUUCCUUGGCCAUAGACAUGCCCCCCACCACCUCAGCAGUUCAGUGUCCUUUGUUGCUUGGUUACUCAUGGUCUUCAAAGCAUGGCUGUUGGCUGGCUAUUGCCAGUGCAGCAUUAUCACUGAAGCUGAAGUAGUUAUGUGUUCAACUUCCUUUGCCCCUCAUAACAAACUUAAAAGCUUGACAUACUGUUGGUGCAUAGUUUAUGAUUGUUACAUAGUCAACAUUUCAGCUGCCAAAUUGUAAAGGUAUUUUCUAUAGUAAGGAUGCUGCUUUUGCUGUCUUAAACCAGUCAGUGACUGAAUCAGUCACUGCAUCAGGUUUUGUAAUUACCUUGUUGGGAAAUUUUUCAUUAAGUGAAUUCUAAAAGGAACAGAGCAAAGGGAUUAGAAAUCCCUCUUCUGCACUUUUAUUCACAAUGAGACUGAGACAAGACAGUCUUCUAUGGAGUACCUUCCUUUAAGGGAGGUUUGAACCCAACAUAUAAAUGGAUAAACAGAAAAGCUUCAGUAUCAUUCAUCGUCUUUUCACUUAAUUUCCAUAAUCUUCCAUUCUAGAAAGGUAUCACUUCAUGAUACUUGUAGUUUGCUGAUCAUUCAGUUAUCUUGUUUAAGCAUCAAAUCUCUCUCUCUCUCUCUCUCUCUCUCUCUCUCUCUCUCUCUCUCUCUCUCUCUCUCUCUCUCUCGUUUGUUGUUAAUUUUAGAAGUCACAACAUUGUGUCACAAAGUGAGAAUACUUGGAAAGUUUUAAUUUGUAUCACAUUCUGCAUUUUAUGUUAACUGCAUGGCAAAUUAACAAUCUUAUCAAUCUCUCUAUUCUUAUCUGACAUCUGUUCCUAAGAACUCCUUUUGGAGGUGGCCAUGACAUAUGUUUCUAUUUAUUACUGUUCUUACAUGUUCUAAUCCUCUCAUGCUCCUUUCACUUACUCCAGCUUUGACAUUUCACUGGAGGUCAUCCUCCUGCACUCACUCUCUUAGUUCUCUUACUCUGCCAUAUUUAACAAGUAAAUAAUUAUAUUUUAGAUCUUUUUUUACAGUGUGGAAAGUGCAUUAAUUCUGUUAGCUUCAUAAAAGAAUACUACUAGAAUACUGUUGUUCAGUCAUACAACAUGCAAGACAAGGGAACAUGAUCUCAGUAUCAGUAUGAAUUCUACUGUAAUUAUAUUAUUCUUGAUCUUUCUCUCAUUUCACCAGCCAUAUAAUAACAGGGCUUUUGACACCAUUUGCAUGGUUUAAAUUUAUGCCUCUAUCUAUCCCAUAAUUAUAUACAUAAAUUGUAGUAAUUUCAAGUCUUCACAUGUAGUUGGGCAGCACAGAUUGCUGUGCAUUCAGUGGUUGUGGAUAAGAAGGAAGGUUACAGUUCCAUUCUGCCAGAUGUUAUGAAUAAUGGUUCAUCUUUGAAGGUGGAGAGCUUCAUUGCAUGAUCUUAUUCCUGUAUAGACCUUUCAGUAAAUAGCGUGUUGUAGGAUAUAAGACUGAAAUGAGAUGGUACUUGAGAAUUGCUGUGGUGUGAGAGGACUGAAAGAUGAAAGUAAUGAAAGCUUGUAUAAAAGAUUUUUGUACUGUAUAUUAAGGUAUAAGAAGGGUUUUCAUAAUAAUUAGAAACAGGAAAAUGAAAAAUGAAUAGAAAAGAUGUAUUCUUUCUGUCUGAAUGAGGGAAAAUUUAUUAGAAAAUAAUUGUCACAUUUAAUUGACUAAAUGGAAAUUAAAUGUUCUUUGAUCCAUGAACAUACUAUAAGUUUUCCAGGUGGCAUCCAUGUUAAACAAUAUGAAGAUUUGGAAAUAUAGAGUAAUUUAAAAUGCAUAUCCAACACAAGGUCACAGGCCCAGAUAUUCAUAUUCAAAAUAAUGUAUUUCUUUGUAGUGAAAAUAGAGCCAGGGAGGCUAACAGGCAGCAAUGUAAUGCUUCAUUAGUCCUGCUUUUGUAUUAUGUAUUUCAAAUCUAAUUGCCUCCAAUUCAUGUCACAAACUCUACUGCAGGUUACUUCACUGUUCUUUGUUAUUUACAUAUUAAACAGGUUAUUAAGUAUUAAUUCAGUAAUGUAUUAAGUAAAUGCUACUUUAAGGAAAAAUCAAGAUGGUGAAGGGAUUACUAACUGGGCAACUUGGAAGUAUGGACUACCUCACUACACCUCUGUUCUGUAGUGCACUGCAGCCUUUGUGGGUUUCUAACAAUGCAGUGAAACACCAUACAUACCAGGAAAGGUAUUAUCAUGGUGAUGGAGCUUUAUUGUUAUUAUUAUUGUUAUUAUAAUCUGUCUUUGUUCAUUGCAACUUACAUGUAAAAUAACAAAAUGAGAAACAGAUAACCUCCAGCUGUUGUGAAGCAAUUAAUAGAAAUGUACAUUGGAUUGGGACCAGUAGAUGUGGUUACUAUAUUUACUGACAUUUUUCUUAGCCUAAGGAAUAUUACAAGUUAAUUCUUUUGUAUAUCCAUACUUAUAUUUGUAUCAUUAAUAUAUAUUUUGUGAUAUUAAUUUUAAUUCAAUUAUAAUUAUGAAGUAAUAAAUUUCAUUUUUACAUCACAA
Scylla paramamosain (green mud crab) is the source of this 6740-nucleotide messenger RNA. RefSeq names its product kelch-like protein 18 (gene KLHL18). The record is from RefSeq and is a predicted model, not a curated record. Bases 165 to 1919 code for a protein of 584 amino acids. The transcript is spliced from 10 exons. NCBI's taxonomy places the organism in Eukaryota, Metazoa, Arthropoda, Malacostraca, Decapoda, Portunidae. Gene Ontology annotation, molecular function: protein binding.